This is a messenger RNA of Naegleria fowleri, 1077 nucleotides long. RefSeq lists its product as uncharacterized. The record is from RefSeq and is a predicted model, not a curated record. The coding region runs from base 1 to 1077 and encodes 358 amino acids. Lineage: Eukaryota; Heterolobosea; Eutetramitea; Acrasida; Naegleriidae. The transcript has a single exon.
AUGCUUCUCUCGCGGUCUUCCGCUUCCAAUCAUCAUCAGGCAUUAAGGGCAUUGCCUGGAAGAGAGAGAGAAGAACUCUCUUUGGAGCCGUCCCGAGUGAAUGUUUCUCAUGAGGAAACGUAUGAAGAAGAGGAGGAGGACAAGGCCAUCCACACCAACAAGAGUAGAUCGUUUAAAACAACACAUGCUUCGGGUUUGAUGCAAGCGAUGAAAUCAUCGUUUGCCUCCAAUUUUGUUCCAUUAUUUCAUCCUCCUCACCAUCAUCGUGAGGAGCAAUUACAAGCUGAGAAAUUCAACAACCACACAAUCUCAGAAAACGGAAAGCUAAAAAGUCUACCUACGGCACCUCAAACAACCAAUCUAUCUUACAAUGAGGAAAGAAGUAACACGCUUCAUUCUUCUCAACGACUUCUGCCUCACAACAAUACCAAUAACAAAACGAUAAGCCAAAUAGAAGGAUUUCGAGUACAUAAUAACAGUGUUAAUCGUACAAACGAAGAGAUGAAUGAGGAGGAUGUGCUUUCGGAAACCUUAGAUGACUGCCCCGUCGAUCCAAAUAAUACAUCCCCAAGUAUACAGAAUCAAGAUUCAUCUUUCAAUGUAAAUAGUUCUCUCAACACCACCUUCUCCGAAAUGUUUACACGCCUCUUGGGACGAGAGAAACGAAGACCACAUUGUACCGCUCCUAUUCGAACUGUCAUUGUGGUUCCAUAUUUUCUUAAAGAGCAAUAUGAAAAACAUGCAGAAAAUGAGAAGAUGGCAAAGUCACAAGUAUCAACGGAGGAAUGUGCACGAGAUGUGAAAAGUCAAAAGUCCAUGCCUUCACAGAAAAAUCAUCAUGAAACUAUUGACCAUUUGGAGUCGAAUGAAAAUGUCACAAACGAAGUCUCCAUAGAAUAUGAAGACAUGGGGAGGAAUCCGUCGCUCUCUCCAUGCAUUCGUUCAGUGACUAUUUAUAAAAAAGAAUGGCUUGUCGGAGUGGAAGAAAAUGUAAGAACGAGAUUUGUGGGAGAGAGAGAUCUCGAACGCUACCUUGACAUUGAGGGAGCGAAUUACAGGUUGCGUCGAAAAAAGUAA